AUGGACGAAGAAGAAUGCGCGAAGCCUCCAAUUGGAUUAAUGUUGGUAGUUCGCGUGCCAGUGAAGAUUGGUAUCGUGAUGCAUACGCACGGAAAUUUAACUGCGAGCUACCUCUGGCAACCAGGGGAGUUCGCUCGACGUAUGCUAGGCGAGCGGCCUUCCCCAGUACCGCCCACCAGGGAACUCUGGCCAUUGCCGCAGCAGCCCUUCAGUAUCAGCACUUUACACGUCGCGUACAUGCAAGAUGAUCCACUGCCAAGGAGAGCAGCCACGCUACCAACGCAGCCUUAUUCACCCACCACUGUCCCCAUUGAACAAGAAUUACCCAGACCACGAGUUUGUACCGUCGGGACGAACACAGAUCCGCCGCUUAGUAUCAUUACCAAGCUAAGGAAUUUUUUCAAGAAGCAAGAAGAAGUACCAGUCGGGCUACCACCACCCGGUCGACUUACGGCUGUGCCCAGAGAAGUAGCAUUAGACACCAAAGAGGAAGACAACGCUGCUAAGAGAGCAUUUAAGGGUGUGAAAAAAGCAAUAUCUGGAGCAAAAUAUCGUAUCGCACCAGGAACUGAGACUGUAGAGAGCCCCAAAAUAGUGUAUAAUAUUCCUAAACCCGGAGAUCGCAUGACCACAACUUUCGGAGCACGGGAAUCUAGAAGAUGGAAGUUGCCAUCGAAAUCUGCAUGUUCUCGUCGUCUUCGCGUCUUCAGCGCAUGGUGUGAGCGACGCCCGCGUCGUCCUCCUAGACGGCAGUCCCACCCGCCGCGCCUUCAGGUCACUCAGGUGUGA
Chilo suppressalis (striped riceborer) is the source of this 789-nucleotide messenger RNA. NCBI's taxonomy places the organism in Eukaryota, Metazoa, Arthropoda, Insecta, Lepidoptera, Crambidae. The record is from the annotation of a GenBank genome assembly.